Messenger RNA from Lentinula edodes (shiitake mushroom), 2680 nucleotides. RefSeq lists its product as uncharacterized. The record is from RefSeq and is a predicted model, not a curated record. Lineage: Eukaryota; Fungi; Basidiomycota; Agaricomycetes; Agaricales; Omphalotaceae. Bases 22 to 2535 code for a protein of 837 amino acids. The transcript has 16 exons.
UCGCAAAUCAGUGUGGUCUCCAUGUUCGUGAACCCGUUUCCCAAUAGCAGUGAAUCGAAAGACUGGGAACAAGUGGAUAUAGCCAGACUGCGCUAUCCUGUUGGAACAACCUAUGCGGAUGUCACUGGAAACGGUUUCAACGACGUUAUUAUCACGGACGAAUAUGGUCCCUCUAUGGACGAUUUGUGGAUGGACGGCGGGCGCAUCGUCUGGCUCCAGAACCCAGGCAACUCGAAAACAGGAAAUUGGCGUGAACGAUUUAUUGGUAGGAGCCCGAGUAUGCACCGCGUGAAAGCCGGGCAUUUCACCACCAGAGACAGAAUCCAAGUCGCCGGGUUCCCGAUUAUCGUCAGAGCAGGAGAUCGAGUCUCCCCCGCCCCCGUUGUGAUAUAUACCGCGCCAGAGUUCCCUGAAGACAACGAACAAGGAUGGGACGAGGAAAUCGCUUUUCCAGAUUCGUUCAGACUCGUACAUGAUGUCGAUAUUGUAAAAUCCACAAACGGCGGUUUGGAUCAAAUAUUACUUGCAGGACGUGAAGGUAUCAACCUUAUCUGGUACGAUGAGACUUGGCAGACGUGGAAGUCGAAGAACCUCGGCUCUGGGCUUGGACCGUCUCCCGAAAAUCCAUACUGGGGCGCAGGAUGCGUAUCUCUCGGUAAAGUUGAUACUGAUUCGUCUGGCUAUAUCGGAUCUGCUGAGGGCUUCCACGGCAAUCGCGUCUCGGUCUACGUCAAGGAAAAGAAUGCCCCUCCCGGCGAGAUCGCUAAUGCUAAAUGGACUCGGCACGUCUUGCACGAUUUUGGUUCUCUCAACCCGAGACACGAGGGCUCUAUCCAUCAUGUCAUAUGUGCAGACAUUGAUGGCGAUGGAGUCGAUGAGCUUCUGGUGGCUUGUAUGGGCUCUAACCCACCAUCUUGGGAGAGGACAGGUGUCUGGUGCUAUAAACCUGUGGAUCUCCAAUCCGGCAAGUUUUCUAGGUUCAAGUUGUCCGAUGAUUCAGCUGCACGGAUUGCUGUGGGUCAUUUCAGAUCGAGCAACGUUCUGGACUUCGCCACAAUCUCUUACUCCGUACCAGGAUAUUUCGAGUCACCUAGUCCUUCGGUGAUCUUACAUGCAAGCUCCCUCAUCACUGCCAAGAGACUGAACGAUGAGGUCGUUUUCCGUGUUCCGCGUCCUCAGAAUACCAGACUUGCGGACGAGGUGGCGUUCCUUGACGUAGCCAGUCGCAAGCUCUCUCUUGUUAUCGUCCCUCCGUUAACGCAGUACAAAAUUCAAGGGGGCGCUGGUCUCAAAGUCCUCGCUGGAAGAGUUAUUUGGACGGACUUAAACAACACGCAGCAGGAACGCACCCAAGCCACCAAUACAUUUGCUGUUGUUUCCACCGUCGUCGAUGCGAAAGAUGGCUAUGUUUAUACACGAAAUGAAGGAGCCGUCUUUCUGUUGAUGACCAGAUCAGAUACAUCUGGUCAGCCACCAUACUCUCACAUGGACCAACUGAAGGCUCGAAAUAUCCUUCCGACGCACUUCUCUUCUACACUCCGGUAUCUCGAGUUCCCCUGGGUCAAAGUCGAAGAUCGGCCUUGGGCGAAUGGGAGAUUCAAGGAUCUUGAAUUCUACAACCUCACCGGAUUUCAUGUCCGAUACGACGAUGAUUCAGACGAGCAGCUCUGUCAUAUGCAGCUCUGGACAGCAGGCGUAGGCGUAAGCGCUGGAUUCCAUAAUCACUUGGGAGAGCCGUUUUGUGAAAUUCACGCGUGUAUCGUGAAUGGGACCGGAAAAGGAGGAAUGCAUUGGGCGACGGUUCCUGACGGGGACUUUGAUCCUUCGAAGCCCGAGGCUGGGAAGACGGAUAGUGUGGUUGUCCCGGAUAUGUACGAGCACGGUCCGUUAUGGCGGACGAGGAGGGAUGGACUACCUAGCCUUAGGGAUAAUGGGACGGUUGAUUAUCCUUGGCACGCCUGGAUCGCGGGUGGAAGAUCCGGCUCUUCUCCACAAUCAUUCGAUGUAUGGGUCGCCUUUGAAUUUCCUCCACUUAUCGCUCGUCGUGAGAUACACAGUGAAGGCGUCAGCCCGAGGGAUGGGGUUUAUCGACUAGUGAAUACAUCUUCCAAUAUGGUCGCUGCUGUUCGAGAUGGAGACUCGACUGACGGUACUCCAAUUGUUACUCAACGCAGUAAUGGACGAUUGGAAGAGAUGUGGCGAGUCAAUUCCGUACCAGGGACCAACGUCUUCACUAUGACGAAUAUGGCUAGUGCUUCACAGGCCAGUGUAGCAUGGCCGCCUGUCGCGAAGCAAGUUCUUGUUGGUACACGGUCCCAUGCCGUUCUUAACACUACCUCGACGUGGUCGAUUGUGGCAGAAGGGUCGAAUGCAAUCCAGAGCUACCUACCUGCUUAUCUACCUUCCUAUCGGAUUCAACUGGCGGGCACCGAGCUGACAUGGACAACAACUGAUGAUCGGGUCGUACUAGCAGAAGGUUUUAGUCACUGUACACCCGUUUGGAGACUUGUCCAAGCACCUCCUUCGAGUGUUUAGAAGGAGGCUUGAAGCAAACUACAUACAAAUUUUAUUUUACUGGGUGACUGCAAGCAUCAUGGUCCCUGCGGACUUGUAUGUACAAAUGGGUUGGUUUUAGUUUCCAUUGAAUAUACAGACGAUCUUGGCCUUGAUACCGUGACAU